UGUGACAUUUCGAAAUAACUCGUAUAUUUUCGAACUCCGUGCAUUCGAGGUACAAUGGGGGGUGGGGGGAGAACGCCUUUGUGUCUUUUGUUGGCAAGCUAGCCAGCUAACUGUGAUGAUUACUGAUGUAUAUUUUCCUCCUCAAACAGCCAUCUGUAUACUUAAUGUUAUAGAUUUAACAAGCGAAUAUGUCUGCAUGUUGAUUUAUCUAAAGCAAAUACGUGUAUAUACAGUAUAAAUCAUUUAAAGAUAAGAAGUAUUACGUUGUUUACUUCUGAUGGUGUAUGCAGCCAUGUUGAUUUGACGUCAGUCCGUAAACUGCGAAGGAACGCUGAGAAGGCUAGUCCGAGUUCACGAGAAGGUAUUUGCAGUUGAGGGGCCGUGUUCCUGGUUGGAGUUGGGAAUUACAAGUUAUCGCCUCUAGUUGAAUGCACAUCAGUCUGAAGAGAGUCGCGAGUCAUCGAGGGCUUUGUGGAUCUUCGCUUAGACCACUUUGAAUUCGUCAGUUAUUGUUAAACUUCAGGCAAGGUCAAGUUGUAUUCUAUCAUUAUUCAAAUCAGACAGGUGAAAUACUCAAGAAAGUAACGCAUUCUGUAGUUGUUUAGUUAUUAGCUAAGGGCACUUCUCAUCUUUCUAGCUAGAUAGCUGCCCGUAGCGCGUUAGCACUCUGUUGCAGCUAUCUGGAAAUUGUGCUUAGUUUCUUUUAGGUAAUUCUGCCUUUACUGGCCAAGUUUAGAAAAUGACAUAUCCGAACCGUGUACAUGUUGUAAGCUAGAUAGUAGGCAGCUAAGCAUGGCUGAAAGCUUUUUAACUGUUAGCUAGGGUUGCCAAGACCGUAUACACACAGCAUAUAUUUUUAAGCAAACAGCAGUCAUAUUGCCAGGUAGUGCGUUCUGUUGUUUAAUUUUUCGAAUUGCAUUUGUUUUCUUAGUUUUGGAAUAGCGAAAAGUAUGCAGCAAUGAAAUAUAAAUAUACAAUAUAAACAGCACUAUAAACAUUAAAACUGAAAUGCAUUAAGCAAAAGCAAAAUCUGACUUUGUCUAUAAAAAAACAGAAUGACAGACAGUUCAGGACUGCACUUUGUGAGCCCUUAUGCUUUUGAGGCCAUUCAGAAGGUGGAUGUGAUGCGCCUGGCAGCUCUAAGUGAGCCGGAACUGAGGCUUUUGCUGCCGUGCCUGGUGAGGAUGGCGCUCUGUGCUCCUGCUGAUCAAAGCAAUGCUUGGGCCCAAGACAAGAAGCAGAUCCUGCGUAUGCUCUCUGGUGUGGAGGCAGUGAACUCUAUAGUGGCACUGCUUUCGGUGGACUUCCAUGCUUUGGAACAGGAUGCCAGAAAAGAGCAGCAGCUUAGGCAUAAGGCAGGUGGGUCAAACAGUGAGAGUAUCCUAGUCUCUCAGUUACAGCAUGGUCUAGCCCUGGAGUUUGAACACAGUGACCCUCUUAGGAGACUUAGACUGGUUCUCAGUGAGCUGCUGGCCAUCAUGAACAAGGUAGCUGACCCCAACAAGGAGUUUUUUCUCAAGUCCUCUGAACUAUUUGAAAGUCCAGUGUACCUGGAGGAGGUUGCUGAUGUUCUUUGCAUCCUUCAAGCAGAACUGCCCUCUUUAUUGCCUGUCGUAGAUGUUGCUGAGGCCCUACUGCAUGUGCGAAAUGGAGAGUGGUUUCUUUGCCUCCUUGUUGCCAAUGUCCCAGACAGCUUCAAUGAAGUAUGUCGUGGUCUUAUAAAGAGUGGUGAACGCCAAGAUGAGGAGAGUGUGGGUGGGAGACACAGGACUGAGGCACUAAGACAGCUGUGCCAGAUGAACCCAUCUCAAGCCUUUAACAUCAGAGCCAUGGUGGUGGAGGAAUGUCACCUACCAGGUUUAGGGGUGGCUCUGACUUUAGAUUAUAAGCAAAGCAGUGCCGACAAAGCCGUUAGUCCUUUAGUGUCUUAUGUCAGUGGUCUGCUCCUGGGCACCAACAGCAAAGUGCGCACAUGGUUUGGUAUGUUCAUCCGCAAUGGGCAACAGAGAAAGAGUCAGAGUAGUUCAGUUUUAUGGCAAAUGCGGAGGCAGCUGCUGUUGGAACUGGUAGCCAUCUUGCCUUGCUCACACAGUACACGUGUGCCCAAUGACACAAGGCUCAGUCCUGAAAUAGAGGGCAGCACAGCGUACUCAAGCCUGAGAGAGGAGCAUGUGGUGAAAGCCAGUUCAUUACUCAGACUUUACUGCGCUCUCAUGGGCAUUGCUGGCCUCAGACCCACAGAUGAGGAGGCAGAGCAGCUACUCCAGCUGAUGACCAGCCGCCCCCCUGCUACGCCUGCUGGGGUCCGUUUUGUCUCUCUGUCAUUUUGCAAAUUGCUUGCCUUCCCUACACUUGUCAGUACACCAGAGCAGGAGCAGCUAAUGGUGAUGUGGCUCAGCUGGAUGAUUAAGGAGGAAGCAUACUUUGAAAGUGCUGCUGGUGUUUCUGCUUCUUUUGGAGAGAUGCUAUUGCUUGUUGCUAUGUACUUCCAUACCAACCAGCUCAGUGCCAUUAUUGAGCUAGUCUGCUCCACAUUAGGAAUGAAGAUUGCCAUUAAGCCCAGCUCUCUGAACAAAAUGAAGACUAUAUUUACCCAUGAGAUCUUCACGGAGCAGGUGGUUACUGCCCAUGCGGUGAGAGUGGCUGUCACCAAUAACCUGAGUGCCAAUAUUACUGGCUUCUUACCGAUCCACUGUAUCCACCAGCUCCUCAAAAGCAGGGCCUUCACUAAGCACAAAGUCUCCAUCAAGGAUUGGAUCUUUAGGCAGCUGUGUGAGACCACCACACCUCUUCACACUCAACUCCUUCCUCUUAUUGAUGUUUACAUUACUUCCAUUCUUACACCUGCCUCUAAGGCCCACCCAGAGGCUACCAACCAACCAAUCACAGAGCAGGAGAUUCUUGAUGUUUUUGAGGGCCGGACAUGGGUGAGUGAGGGAGUUGCAGGGAAAGGACAUUUUCAGUAUAGCAUUACCACUCAGCUGCUGAUUCUCUAUUAUAUUCUGUCUUAUGAAGAGGCUCUACUGGCCAACAGCAAAGCACUUGUCCUGAUGCAGAAGAAGCCAAAGUCCUACUCUGCUACUCUAAUGGACCAGAUCCCUAUCAAAUAUCUCAUCUGCCAGGCUCAAGGCUUGCAUCAGGAAUUGGGGGGACUGCAUUCUGCUCUGCUGCGUCUCUUGGCCACCAACUACCCUCAUCUGUGCAUGGUGGAAGAUUGGCUCUGUGAGGAGGAGGUGACUGGCACUGUUCCCCUCAUGCGCAAGAUGUUGCUCAACAGCCCAGCAUGCAAGUACUCACACGCCCAGUUGCACAAUGCCUUCCAGAAUAUAAAACAGAGUGGACACAUACUGCUGCAGAUCCUGGAGUAUUUGACACUACUGAGUGCAGGGGAUCUGAUCCCCUAUGCGGAGGCCCUGACCACUAGCAUGGGCCUGCUGCUAGAGGACAACAUUUCCCGCGGAGUGCUGCAGACUGUUAACAAGCUCUGGAUGGUACUCAAUACAGUCAUGCCUCGAAGGCUGUGGGUGAUGACAGUAAAUGCUUUGCAGCCAUCUGUUAAGCACCUCAGGAAGCACUGCUACACUCAAAAUGAUCUGUUAGUGGACCCUCUCAUUGUAUUGCGAUGUGACCCCAGAGUGUUAAGGUGUCCUCCCCUGAUGGAUAUCAUGUUACACAUACUGAACGGCUAUUUGAAGGCAUCCAAAGCCUACUUGAAUGCGCACCUGAAGGAGACUGCUGAAUUUGAGCGGCAGAAUCAGACUAUCUCAAACCUGGGGCUUGCUGGUCAGCCAGAUACACCAGAGGUCACAAGGGAGGAGCUAAAAAAUGCCCUACUGGCUGCACAGGACAGUGCAGCCGUGCAGAUCUUGUUGGAGAUGUGUCUGCCCUCCUCUCAGGAGGAGCAACAACUGAGCAGAGCAGGUUCCUGUUUGAUGAGGAAUGUUCAGUCUGCUUCAAUUCUUCCUGAAAGGGAGAAGGGAAAAGCAGGAUCCCAGUGGGCCCCCUGCUGGUCACAGCAGGCUGAAGGGCGACCAGUGGGGGCUGAAGAGGGGGCCGAGGGGGGAUUGCUCAGUGACAUCAGGGAAGUACAGUGCCUCAUUUGCUCUCUGCUGCAUCAGAUGUUUAUUGCAGAUCCCAACAUCGCCAAACUAGUGCACUUUCAGGGUUAUCCUCAGGCUCUGCUUCCUCUGACUGUAGCUGGCAUUCCUUCUAUGCACAUCUGUUUGGACUUUAUUCCUGAGCUCUUGGCACAGCCUCAGCUUGAGAAACAGAUCUUUGCGAUCCAGCUUCUGUCUCACCUUUGCACACAGUAUGCUCUGCCUAAAUCCCUCACUGUGGCACGCCUUGCUAUCAGCGUGAUGGGUACUCUGCUCACAAUCCUAACACGUGCGAAGCGCUUUGCUUUCUUCAUGCCCACCUUACCAUGUUUGGUGUCCAUUUGCUGGGCUUUUCCUCCACUCUAUGAUGACGUAGCAUCCCUGCUGGUGCAACUAGGCCAGGUGUGUGCUGCUGACGUUGCUGCUAAAGCCCGGGACAUUGACCCAUUUAUUGCCAGGCUACAUUAUUUGAGGGAGAGGACACAGAAUUCACUGGGGCCACAUGUGGGAUUGUUCAAAGUGGCUGUGCCUAAGAGAUCUGCUGAAGGAUUGUGUGGAGCUGACCCAGAUGUCCAGCUGUGUUACUGUAUAGAAGCUACCUUCCUGGACAUCAUUAGCACCAGUACCCAGGGAUUGUAAAGAAAAAGCUACACAUGCUGCUCCUGAGAUACUAGUGAUCCUGACCCCUUCUCCAGACCUGCCUGAUCCAUCCUGAUGCCCUACUUCUGGUUGGAGUUCUCAUCACUUGGAAAUCUGCUGCUGCUGCUGCUGAGGAUGGCCCCAUAUGGACAGCCUAAAAAUACAUGAUAAUACUGUGAACCACUCAAAAACCAUCAGGAAGGCUUUGGACUGCAAUUGAUUUGACUUGUACUCAAGUCUUCAUCAGUGAACAGAUGAAUCUAUAAUGAAUUUCCUGGUUACACAUUUGUACUUUUUGACCAUAUAGUAUACAGUUAUAGAUGUACUAUCUAUUGUCACCCAGAUAUGGAUGGGUUCCUUUUUGAGUGUGGUUCCUCUCAAGGUUUCUUCCUCAUAUCGUCUCAGGGAGUUUUUCCUUGCCAUCACUUCUGGCUUGCUCAUUAGGGAUAAAUUUAUAAAUAUAAAAUUUAUAUCCCGAAUUUAUAUAUUUCUGUAAAGCUGCUUUGUGACAAUAAUUAAUUUAUAUAUUUCUGUAAAGCUGCUUUGUGACAAUGUCCAUUGUUAAAAGCACUAUACAAAUAAAACUGAAUUUAAUUGACAUCCUAUACAAUUGUGUGCUUCCAACUUUGUGGCAAUGGUUUGGAGAAGGCCCACAUAUGGAUGUGAUGGUCAGAUGUCCACAAACCUUUGGCCAUAUAGUGUAUUUGCCAAUACCGAUUCGGUUACCAAAUGUGUCUCUCCUGCCUUUCCAUAUAAGCUACUGGAAGGAGAAAAGCAACAGCAUACUUUCAUUUUAAUCUGUUUUGGCAACUUCAGCAUUCAAUUAUGAGUUAUGAGGAGGUGAAUUUUGUUUUGAGAGAUAUUAAUUGUUUAAUGGUUAAUAAUUAAUGGAAUAAGACUAGUUCAAGAGCUACCAAAUCCCUACCAAAUGGUCCUGAAGAGGGCACUAACAGACUGGCUGUAAAGUGGCCACCAACCAAAAGAACGGAAAGGAGGUCACUUCACUCUCAAGUUCUCUUCAUUACUAACCCUGUUUUGUCUGUAGCAGUCUGCCACCUACAGGUUUGCACAAUCACGACGUCUUUGUAGAUUAUGAUUUUAAAUAAAAUGCAGUGUUUUACACUGUAUAAAAGUG
Pangasianodon hypophthalmus (striped catfish) is the source of this 5871-nucleotide messenger RNA. It is a transcript of the gene ints2, whose product is annotated as integrator complex subunit 2. The coding region runs from base 1056 to 4736 and encodes 1226 amino acids. Gene Ontology annotation, cellular component: integrator complex. The record is from RefSeq and is a predicted model, not a curated record. The transcript is spliced from 26 exons. Lineage: Eukaryota; Metazoa; Chordata; Actinopteri; Siluriformes; Pangasiidae. Gene Ontology annotation, biological process: snRNA 3'-end processing.